Papaver somniferum (opium poppy) is the source of this 2185-nucleotide messenger RNA. RefSeq names its product SNW/SKI-interacting protein A-like. Gene Ontology annotation, biological process: mRNA splicing, via spliceosome. Bases 163 to 1986 code for a protein of 607 amino acids. The transcript has 2 exons. The record is from RefSeq and is a predicted model, not a curated record. Gene Ontology annotation, cellular component: spliceosomal complex. NCBI's taxonomy places the organism in Eukaryota, Viridiplantae, Streptophyta, Magnoliopsida, Ranunculales, Papaveraceae.
UCUUUCGUCAUCUCCUUCGUUUCCGCCCUCGUCUUCCCGGAGGUUUUCUCUCCUCCAAAUUCUGCCUAUAAGAAGUUCAUCUGUCAGUAAAGGAAGGAGAUUUACUUUUAGUUCUCAAGCAACCGAGAUAUCAAAGACAAGCGAUACACAUCAGAUUAGGCCAUGUCGGCCCUGAAAGACCUUCUGCCGGCUGCAAAAUCAACAAAAUCUACUGUUUAUGACCACUCUAAUGAUCCAUGGUUUAAGCAAAGAUUCAGCAAUCCAGAACCUGAUGCUGUUGUGGUUGCUGCUAAAGCUAAAAUAAUUCCUCCUUAUCAAAAACGUGAUGGCUUCAUCCCCCGUAAACCUGAAGAUUUUGGUGAUGGAGGUGCGUUUCCUGAGAUUCAUGUUGCCCAACACCCGCUUGGCAUGGGUAGGAGAGGUGGACAAGAGAAGCUUGGGUCUAAAAUCUUACCACUCACAGUUGAUGCUCAUGGUAAUGUUGCUUUUGAUGCAAUUGUCAGGCAGCACGAGAAUGCUUCAAAGAUUGUUUACUCCUCACACAGAGACCUAGUUCCUAAGGUUUUGAAAGCUGCUGGUGAUGAGCCUGAAUCUGAUGAAGAAUUGCAGAAAGAGAUUGAGGAAACGACCCAGAGUACAAAAGCCGCUCUCGAGAAGAUUGUGAAUGUUAGACUGAGUGCAGCACAACCGAAGAAUGUUGCCUCACAGUCAACUGAUACCAAAUUUAUCAAGUAUAGAUCGUCCCAACAAUCGGCAGCCUUUAAUUCUGGAGCAAAGGAGAGGAUAAUUGCGCUGUCUGUUGUGCCUGUGGACCCACUUGAACCACCAAAAUUCAAGCACAAGAGGGUUCCAAAGGCAUCUGGAUCUCCACCUGUGCCGGUUAUGCAUUCCCCUCCUCGACCAGUAACCGUGAAAGAUCAGCAAGACUGGAAAAUCCCACCAUGUAUAUCAAAUUGGAAGAACCCAAAGGGUUAUACGAUUCCACUGGAUAAACGUUUGGCUGCAGAUGGCAGAGGUCUUCAAGAGGUUCAGAUUAAUGAUAAUUUUGCAAAGCUUUCAGAAUCUUUGUAUGUUGCAGAGCAGAAGGCUAGAGAAGCAGUGGCAAUGAGAUCAAAGGUUCAGAAGGAAAUGUUGUUAAAGGAAAAGGAAAGGAAGGAACAAGAGUUACGGGCUUUGGCGCAAAAAGCUCGGUCCGAAAGGACUGGUGGUGCUCCACCUCCUUCAUCUGUUCCUAUGCCUGCUUCUGACAGAAUCACGAGUGAUGAUGGUGAGGAUAUGAGAGGAGAUUAUGGAAGGGUGAAGGAAAAAAAUAGGGAGUUACCAAGAGAGAGUAGGGAAGAGAGAGAAGAACGAUUGAAGAGAGAAAAGAUCCGCGAGGAGAGAAAGAGGGAAAGGGAGAGAGAGAGAAGGUUGGAAGCUAAGGAUGCAGCAAUGGGGAAGAAGAGUAAGAUUACCAGAGACAGAGAUAGAGAUGUUAGUGAAAAGGUUGCUUUAGGUAUGGCUAAUACUGGAGCUGGUCGUGGCGGAGAAAUCAUGUACGAUCAAAGACUGUUCAACCAAGAGAAAGGAAUGGACUCUGGAUUUGGAACUGAUGAUCAAUACAACCUUUAUGAUAAAGGGUUGUUUACUGCACAAAAUACUCUUUCUACUUUGUACAAGCCAAGGAAAGAUACUGAUAGUGAAAUGUAUGGAGGUGCGGAUGAGCAGCUUGAGAGGGUUAUGAAAACAGAUAGGUUUAAACCCGAUAAAGGAUUUACGGGUGUUCCUGAAAGGGCAGGUCCCAGGGAUAAGCCAGUCGAGUUUGAUAAACCGGAGGAAGAUCCCUUCGGGUUGGAUCAGUUUUUGUCGGAGGUAAAGGGAGGUAAAAAGACUUUGGAUAAAGUUGGAAGUGGAGGAACAAUGAGGGCAAGUGGUGGAUCUUCCAGAGAUAAUUAUGAUGGUGGGUCUGGUCGAACUCGCAUUGGGUUUGAAAGGGGUGGACGUUAGAGUUCAUGCUCUUUCGCUGCUAUCUUCCUCUAGUUUGCUUUUGUGUUUUAUUGAAAUAGAGUCAGGAAGGAUUGUAAGGGAUAAAACUGAUGCUUUUAUCUUAUUUUAAGCCGUAACCUCUACCUUGAAUGUUUUAUGAUGAAUUAUCUUCAUUUAGGAAAAGUCAGAAUUUCAUGUUAUGAUUUUUUUCCCCUCUUUA